AUGAUUGCUCUCCGUGUUGCCACUCUCACUACUCUUGUCGUCUUCGUCGCUGCGGCUCCUACUCCUCGUCCUUGGGACGGUGGGGAUGCUUACACCGGUGUUGGCGGCCAGGCCUUUGGUGGUUCCGUCUACGGUGGUGAAGGCAAAGGACCUCUUGGCCUUGGUCCCAUCAAGGCGCUCAAUAUUAACUCUGGCAAUGCCGGUGACGGCGGAGCUGCUGAUUCUGGCGUUGCCGUUGGUGGAAAGGGAGGCGACAAAAUUACCAAAGGCGGAAAGAAGGGCAGCAAGAAGGGAACUUCUGCCGGUGGCUCUGGGGGCGGAAACGCCUAUACCGGUAACGGUGGCCAAGCCUCUGGAGGUAACGUUUAUGGUGAGAGUGGGAUCAGCAUUCUCAACAUUGGGUCUGGCAACGCUGGGGAUGCUGGCUCUGCAACCAGCGGAUCGUCAUUUGGCGGCGAUGCUGGAAAGAUGAUCAACUAG
Messenger RNA from Rhizoctonia solani, 480 nucleotides. Its product is annotated as WD40 repeat-like protein. Lineage: Eukaryota; Fungi; Basidiomycota; Agaricomycetes; Cantharellales; Ceratobasidiaceae. Bases 1 to 480 code for a protein of 159 amino acids. The transcript is spliced from 4 exons. The record is from RefSeq and is a predicted model, not a curated record.